Messenger RNA from Microthlaspi erraticum, 438 nucleotides. NCBI's taxonomy places the organism in Eukaryota, Viridiplantae, Streptophyta, Magnoliopsida, Brassicales, Brassicaceae. The record is from the annotation of a GenBank genome assembly.
AUGGCAACCCAUGGCAAAAGGGUUUGCCAGGAUUGGUAUCAGGGCAUCCUUAGAACAUACCCCGGAAAGGGAGGUGUUGGGAUUCCGAAACGAUGUCGAUGUGGUUGUGACGUAGCUCUUCACACGAAUCAUGAUGGUAGAAGAUUCUUUGAGUGCACUGGGAACACAAUGGAUGGGCAAGCACACGUUAAGACUUGGUGGGAGGAAGCAAUUACGGAACAGUUUGGUGAGCUCUAUGAUGAACUGGACGACAUCAACACACAACUCACUUACAUGGCGAUGGACUGCGGUCUAUUCAAGACACUUGUUGAAGAGGUAGAAGGGCUUAAAGAAAAUGUUACAAAGCGCGAGCAAAAAUCGGGGAGGGAGCGGAAGUUUGCAGUGGUGUGCGGUGUAUUGGUGGUUAUUAUGGGUUUGAUUAUUGUUCUUGUCAAGUAA